AUGCCAGAGGAUAACCUACACCUGAGAAAGGAACUGAGGGCUUUAGGGGUUAUACAACUAAUGACUAGCCUGAUUAUACAGAGCCUAGGAUAUUUCUGGUCAUACUUGUUCUUUUCUCAAAGUAUUGUAUUUGGAGUAAAAGCUGGGUAUGUUACUGUCAUACGAAAAUCGAGAUAUGCCCUUUGGGGCUCUUUUUGUUUUUACCUAUCAGGCUGUUUUUCAAUAAUGGUACAGAAGAAGCCUUCAGAUAAUCUGGUGCUCUGGACUCUGUCAGUAAACAUCAUAAGUAUGAUCCAGGCAAUGACUGGUGUGGCAUUAAUAUUACUGGAAUUCAUCUUAACUGCAAGAUUAGAAUCCUCUUUGUGGCAGCAUAGAACUGGGAGGAUGCUUUCAGAAUACAUGUUCCUUUUCAGCAUCUUGGAGAUAUUUGCAUCAGCUUUAGCAACAGAGUGGAUAUACCAAGCACAAUAUGAAAAUUGA
Messenger RNA from Nannospalax galili (Upper Galilee mountains blind mole rat), 480 nucleotides. Its product is annotated as membrane-spanning 4-domains subfamily A member 13-like. The transcript is spliced from 5 exons. Lineage: Eukaryota; Metazoa; Chordata; Mammalia; Rodentia; Spalacidae. Gene Ontology annotation, biological process: cell surface receptor signaling pathway. The record is from RefSeq and is a predicted model, not a curated record. Gene Ontology annotation, cellular component: plasma membrane. Bases 1 to 480 code for a protein of 159 amino acids.